Iphiclides podalirius (scarce swallowtail) is the source of this 321-nucleotide messenger RNA. Lineage: Eukaryota; Metazoa; Arthropoda; Insecta; Lepidoptera; Papilionidae. The record is from the annotation of a GenBank genome assembly.
AUGCUCUACUUUGUUCAAAACGAUAGAAGUUUUGAUAUCAUGCGGCGCAGCCCUCUAUACCUAUCCUUCGCGGUCGACAUCAUCACGCUGUGCAGUGAUUGUCAACUUCUCGUGCCUGCAAUCUCGCAGAGAGACUUUCCCCGUAUAUCGCGCCUGGUUAGCAUCGUUACCGCGACUCACGACUGCCGAGUCAAUUUGGGGACUCCUGGGCGCCUGAUGCGGCAGCCGCGAGAGUGCAAGCGCCUAGUUCCCACACCCAACUUUUUAAACCGUCCAGAAGCUCAAUUUUUCUAUGUAUUUGACUACAUAGAAAAAUUGAGC